CCUCGACACGAAACAAUCCUGUUGAUAUUUGUUUGAGUGAUUUUUUGGAGGGUGAGUUCAUUCGAGUCAGUGAGUGCCAGUGGAUUUUAAUGUAUUUGUGAUUUAAUCCGUGGUAACGGGGUAAACAUUACGGGUCUUUUCAAGUGAAAUUGGUUUUUUUAAAGUGGAGAACCGGCGAAAAAAAAAAAAUUUCCAACGAUACGGAUCGCUGCGCCCCUCUUCCAACUACGUGAAACAGAAACUUGACUCUUCAAGCGUGCGCACGUUUGUGGCACUUGGUUAAAUGUCAAACGACUCUUGCAUGUACCUGGGAUUAGAGGUUUUUUACAAAUUGUUUAUUUGGUAUAGUUAUUUUUUUGUGGAUGAGGUACGGGGAACUGAGGGGUUUUGUGAGCGUGCAGUGAAGUUGUGAGUGAGGAUUUUAUUUUAACGAGGGGUAAAACGGAAAAUCCAGUGAUUGGAGUUGAUGUUUGUUAUCGGAUUGAGUUGAGGAUUGAGGUACUUUUUGAUGUGUCAACAUCUGUUGUGGUGAGGCUGGGGGCAGGUACGUGGCGCCACGGGGGACAGACGAGAUGAUCAACCGAAAUUAAAAUUUUCAAUCUUCCGUAUUUCACUUGUUCAUUCGGUUUUAUUUUCUAACCUCGGUUACGCAUUGUGCCUUUUGGAUUUCUCCGUGUGGAACGCAGGGCUUUGUAUGGAUGUGAUGAGUGUCGAGGGACUUAUUUUUUAUUACGGUGAAAUUUUGGAAAUCGUGGAUUUUUAAUCCCGAGGUUGAGGUGUGAAAUUCAUGUGGUGUUGGUGUCGUUGGAGAUAGCUGGAAGAUUUUGAGGGACUGGAGCCGGAAUUUAUCAUCGUCGGAGGCCAUUUGGGUGCACCUGUUGGAGCGUCGAGGUGAAGUAAAACCGUAGUUCCCCCAAGGAUGCCGUGGCCGAUCGGGCGAGAAGAUUCCCGACACGCUUGAGGUAUCCAGUAGAUUCUGGAUGCAACCAGACCGCGAAACAUCCACCAGACCCCAUCCACCAUCACCAGAGCGUCGCCAACCACCUCAGACCCAUCAAAGCUCCAGAGUCAAUAAUCGUAAUCCCUAUCGACCCCGUAUUAAACUGGAGCAAGUGGUAUGGACCUUACGGACACGUUUCCGUCGGGUGGUGUUCCCGGUGAUGACCUAGGGAAGACAGAUUACUUUGACUUCGUGGUAUCUCCCCCACCGCACUGCGGCUCAACCGGUGGUGUAUCAGACGAGGACAGCUACCUCCAUCGGACAACCUGUCGUGGUAUGAGUUAUCUCCAGGAUACACGUCACGAUGACCACGACAAUCAUCCAUCGACCUUCAUCAAAGAGACAAACAACAACACCUUAACAGCAUUACCCCCUGCCUCGACGCUGAUAGGAGCCAUGAAUCAUGGGGUCAGGAAUCACUGUGUCAGUGCAGAGGUACCGAUGGACCAGUCAGACUGCGAUUACUGGAAUACAGAUGACAGUAAAGAGCAAACGGCAAGUAUAUUUCUGGAGGAUCUGAAUAAAUUUUGCUGGUCAACCGAGGCAACACCAACGAGUCACACCGACGUCCAGAGCAAUGACAAUGCACACCGAAUAACAACAGCCAACGAUAGACAGAAUACAGACGGCGCCAUUUACACGUUGACUGUAUUGAAUAAUGAGAAUUCGAUAGACGCCCUGGACUGCUGCAAGAGUCCGACAGCACCGUCGACAGACUCCUGGUCACUGAGACCGAAUCUCGAUUUGGAUGCGAUACUGAGUCUUGAACCAAGCCCGAGCGAUCAGGAUCACGAUGUUCAGAGCUCGGUCGAUCAAUCUCGAAGCACCGAGAGGUAUCACGUGAUAGCUACACCAUCGUCACAGUACGCUGACGACAGUGGCUUCGUCGAGAGCAAGGAGCUGUGCAGACAAACGAAUCCUUCAGGUGACAACAACAAUGAUUGGAAGCUGUCGGAUCAGAAUCAGCUGCAGGAGGCGGUUGCUGCAGCAGCUGCUGACAAUGCCGAGAGCCUCCUGAGGAGUGCCCUAACGGGGAAGAUCUAUACAGGCUCAACCCAGAUACCAUCGCCCUCACCGUCCCAGGGCUCGACAAUUUCGCUGUCGGUGUCGAGUAAUGCAAGUGGAGGACUCCAGAUGCUGGAUCACCAGGGCCAGACCCCCCAGGACUCCCAGAAUGAGGGAAUGCACGGCUGCACCGAUGAUGAUCUUUUGCUUUCUCAACUGGCGAGCGCUCCAUUCAGACCCGGAGAGUACGAAAAACUCAAGAGCAUUGAGAACGAAGUGGUGGAGUCGUACUGCAGUUUGGAGCCAGUUUGCAGUGUAUCAUCAGCACCGACUGUUCUUUACACACUUGAUCCACAGAGUGGUAGUCUCGGUACGAUAACGUUACCAGCUGAUUUGGGUACUGUCACAGUUGUGGCUGCCCAGCAGGACUUGUUACCCCAGACGACCACGAGAACAGAGGAGACACAGCCGACCACCAAUCAGAUACCAAUAGCACCGGCAAGAUCAAGUCCAAAAGCACCCAAGAAGUACUGCAGAAGGUCAAAUAAGAGCAGUGCCAGUAGCAAUGGGAAUACGGGUAAUGCAUCUGGUAAUGGUAACAGUGGACAGGGCAAUGGCUCUGGAUCACCUAGCUCUGUUCAACGCAAGGAGAGAUCCCUCCACUACUGCAGCAUCUGCAGCAAAGGCUUCAAGGAUAAAUACAGUGUCAAUGUUCAUAUCAGGACGCACACUGGUGAGAAACCAUUUGCCUGCAACAUGUGUGGCAAGAGCUUCAGGCAGAAGGCACAUCUUGCCAAACAUUAUCAGACACACAUGGCUGCCAACAAGACGAAUGUUGGAAAUGGCAACAGCAGCAGCAACAGCAACUCAAGCCCCUCUGAUACGUCGCGGGGAAAUCACAGCGCUGAUUCAGCUGUUUGCAAUCCGUCCAGUUAGUUUAGAUGGUUUUAUACAAAUUUUAUUUUUUCCUUGUUUCAAUUGUUCGAAAAUUAUGGAACCCUCAGACAAUUCUGAUAACGGUUGCUAAAGGGAGUUUCUCGUGUGAUAAAUCCGGUGGAAUCCGUGUACAAAGAGCUCUCUAUUUUCUUUUUGUUCGUUUUUUUAUAUCGAUGUUGCAUUCACGAAUUGUCUUUUAUCAUGGAGGAGACAUUUGGGGUAUUGGUCAGCGCCUCGUCGUGCGGUGAAACCAUUUGGUCGAUCUGACAUGUGUUGGGGGGAUUGUGGGGACUGGAUGGUGCAGGGAAUCCGUGACUAAUGAUCGUAUGUGGUGAACGGUACUCCUGGGGGAGACGGGGGUGGAAAGGUGAUCCUCUUUGGGGUUUACGCUGGAAUUUUUUGUCGGGAAUCCUCACCAGAAAAUCGUGACACCUGCUUGGAGCUUCUCGUUGGCUUCUCUCGGGGGAGGUAGUGGCCGGGGAUCAGCUUUUCUCCAGUGGAGCGAUGAAAUAUGUUUGCGAAAUUGGAGCAGUUGGAAUUAUACAAUAAUGAAAUGAAUUUAAAUAUUUUUAUCGGAGUUAUCUGCGGACAUAUUUUCAAUCACUAGUGAAUUAUUAUGUUUCCUCACUUCACUGGAGAACUUUCAACGCCUGAGGUACUAAAAUACCACGAAGAUGUAUUCAAAAUUUGAUGUAUUCAAAUGCAUUUGAGAAUUAUGUAAAGACUCGAGCCUUAAUCUAACUUUUAACCGCUACACUGUUGGAAAAUGGCACUUGAAAUUUCAAGUCAAAUUGAAAUUCUUAACGAACAAAAAAUGAAAAGCCAUUUCUGCGAAAUUCUUCAUUUACGAGAGUUGAUUUUUCUUUCUUUCAAUUUUUAU
Fopius arisanus is the source of this 3821-nucleotide messenger RNA. RefSeq names its product zinc finger E-box-binding homeobox 1. Bases 1118 to 2941 code for a protein of 607 amino acids. Gene Ontology annotation, biological process: regulation of transcription by RNA polymerase II. The transcript has 2 exons. The record is from RefSeq and is a predicted model, not a curated record. Gene Ontology annotation, cellular component: nucleus. Lineage: Eukaryota; Metazoa; Arthropoda; Insecta; Hymenoptera; Braconidae. Gene Ontology annotation, molecular function: DNA-binding transcription factor activity, RNA polymerase II-specific.